This is a messenger RNA of Paralichthys olivaceus (Japanese flounder), 9053 nucleotides long. The record is from RefSeq and is a predicted model, not a curated record. NCBI's taxonomy places the organism in Eukaryota, Metazoa, Chordata, Actinopteri, Pleuronectiformes, Paralichthyidae.
AUGGCUCGCUUCGAAGACGUACUGUCCAGCCGCUAUGGAGGCAGCUGUCCCGCGGGCCCGGCCAGAGGGGCCAGCCGGCAGCCGUACAAGCAGUCGAUGGCCCAGAGAGCCAGGACCAUGGCCAUUUACAACCCCAUCCCAGUCAAACAGAACUGCCUCACCCUCAACCGCUCUCUGUUCAUCUUCAGCGAGGACAACAUCAUACGGAAAUAUGCCAAAAAGAUCACUGAAUGGCCUCCAUUUGAGUACAUGAUCCUGGCCACCAUCAUAGCAAACUGCAUUGUACUGGCUUUGGAGCAACACCUACCGGCCUCGGACAAAACGCCGAUGUCAGAGCGCUUGGACGACACUGAGCCCUACUUUAUUGGAAUAUUUUGUUUUGAGGCUGGUAUCAAGAUCAUCGCCCUGGGCUUUGCCUUUCACAAAGGCUCCUACCUACGUAAUGGCUGGAAUGUAAUGGACUUUGUGGUGGUCCUAACAGGGAUCCUGGCCACCGUGGGGGCUGAUUUUGAUCUGAGAACACUGAGAGCUGUGAGAGUUCUGCGGCCGCUCAAACUGGUCUCUGGCAUUCCAAGUCUUCAGGUGGUAUUGAAGUCCAUUAUGAAAGCCAUGGUACCUCUGCUGCAGAUUGGCCUGCUGCUCUUCUUUGCCAUCCUCAUGUUCGCCAUCAUCGGCCUCGACUUCUACAUGGGCAAGUUCCAUCGCACCUGCUUCAGGGUGGACACAGGUGAGCGGACAGCUGACUUCCCCUGCGGCCUGGAGGCUCCGGCGAGGACCUGUGGAAACGAAACCUCCUGCAUGGAGUACUGGAUCGGACCCAACUUUGGCAUCACCAACUUUGACAACAUCCUCUUUGCUAUUCUUACCGUUUUCCAGUGCAUCACCAUGGAGGGAUGGGUGGACAUCCUCUACAACGCCAAUGAUGCCUCAGGGAACACAUGGAACUGGCUGUACUUCAUCCCACUCAUCAUCAUCGGUUCCUUCUUCAUGCUCAACCUGGUGCUCGGCGUGCUGUCAGGGGAGUUUGCCAAAGAGAGAGCGAGGGUGGAGAAGAGGCAAGAUUUCCUGAAGCUCCGCAGACAACAGCAAAGAGAAAGAGAGUUGACUGGAUAUCUGGAGUGGAUCUGCAAAGCAGAGGAGGUGAUGCUGGCUGAGGAAGACAAGAAUGCAGAGGAGAAAUCUUUAGAUGGAGCUUGGUACAAAAGGAAACACAAUAACUCAGGUGGCUACACAUUUUCUAUUGUGGCUAAGUUGGGACUGCACCCAGUGCUGAAGAGGACAAAGAAGAGUAAGAAUGACCUCAUUAAUGCAGAGGAGGGUGAGGACCACCUCACCGACAUCUCAUCUGUUGCCCCCCAAGGGUCGCCGUUUGCCCGGGCCAGCGUGAAGAGCAAGAAUGAGAACUCAUCUUACUUCAAGAGGAAAGUGAAGAGGAUUCGCUUUACCAUCCGCCGUCUGGUCAAGUCCCAGAGCUUCUACUGGACUGUGUUGUGUCUGGUUGGCCUCAACACGUUGUGUGUAGCCAUUGUGCACUACGACCAACCGGACUGGCUCACCUAUGCCCUAUAUCUGGCAGAGUUUGUAUUCCUGGGCCUGUUCUUGGCAGAGAUGUCCAUGAAAAUGUAUGGACUUGGACCCCAGAACUACUUCCACUCCUCAUUCAACUGUUUUGACUUCGGGGUGAUCAUCGGCAGUAUUUUUGAGGUGAUCUGGGCUGCCAUCAAACCUGGAGCCUCAUUUGGAAUUAGCGUCCUGCGAGCUCUGAGACUGCUCAGGAUCUUCAAAGUCACCAAGUACUGGAACUCCUUAAGGAACCUGGUGGUAUCUCUGCUCAACUCUAUGAAGUCCAUCAUUAGCCUGUUGUUCCUCCUCUUCCUCUUCAUUGUGGUCUUCGCUCUGCUGGGCAUGCAGCUGUUUGGUGGCCAGUUUAAUUUUGAAGACGAAACACCGACAACUAACUUUGACACAUUCCCAGCAGCCAUUCUCACUGUGUUCCAGAUCCUAACUGGGGAAGAUUGGAAUGCGGUCAUGUACCACGGGAUCAAAUCACACGGGGGCGUUCAUGGGGGAAUGUUCUCCUCCAUUUACUUCAUCGUUCUCACUCUCUUUGGAAACUACACACUUCUUAAUGUCUUCUUGGCCAUUGCUGUUGAUAAUCUUGCAAAUGCCCAGGAGCUCACUAAGGAUGAAGAGGAGCAAGAGGAGGCCAUCAAUAAGAAACUUGCACUCCAGAAGGCCAAGGAGGUAAAGGAGGUCAGCCCUAUGUCAGCUGCUAACAUUUCCGUCACAGCUUUUCUAACACGCACUCGAGGUAACGCGCAUUCUAGCAGCUCAUCCAUCUGCAGCGUUAACUCACUUAAGGAGCAGAGGUCAGUGAAGACAAUGUCGGUGUGGGAGCAGAGGGCCAAUCAGCUGAUGAGGCAGAACCAGGCGAGCUGCGAGGCCCUGUACAGUGAGCUGGAGCCAGAGGAGCGUCUCCAGCUGUCCACAGCACUACACAUCCGGCCCGACAUGAAGACCCACCACGACCGGCCGCUGCUUGUUGAGCCCAAUGAUGGGCCUUUGCUGGGCGGCCACCAGCACCACCAUCAUAAGAGGCUAGAAGAGGCUGAGACUGCAGACCCUACUUUGCCUCACCAGAAUCGCCGUCAUCACCGACACAGAGACAGGGACGGGAUCAGAACGAAAGAGGAGACCAAUGAUAAUGGUGACACUGGUGGGAGGCACCACGUCCAUCACAGUCGCUCCAAAGACCACAAUGGCAAAGACGGAAAGACCGAGAGAUCCCGCAGCCGAGAGGGAGGCAGAAAGCAUCACCAUCAGAGUUCGGUUGAGGACAGCGGAGGUGGAGGAGUCACGAGCGAGAGAGAGCAUCGCCAUCAUCAUUCACAUCGGCAGGCCCGAGGGGGCAAUGGGACAGUGAGCAGUGGUGGGAGGGGAGAGAGAAGAUCCCGGCACAAAGAUGGGCGUUCUUCAAACAGGGAUGGGGAUAGGAAUUCCAGAGGAGAGAGUGAUGGUAACGGAGAGAGAAGGAGACAUCGAACUCAUGGAUCUAGGGGCCAAUCAACAGCCGAGGGAGAGGAUUCCAACGAGAAAGAGAAGACCCAUGGUCACAGGGAUAGGUUUGGGGACUCAGAGGGGGAGUCCUUAGCCAUCUCACCCCAGCAGGGCUCUGGAGGGGGCAACUGGCCUCCUGACCGACCAGAGGACUCUGACAACCAGCGGAAUGUGAGAAGAACGGGCCAAACGUCCGUCCACAUUCCUCCUGUGAUGGUCACCUGUCCACCUGGAGAGACCACCCUCAUACAAAUGAACAGUAUUGACUGUGAGACAAUGCCCAUGAAUGAGAAGACCCUGGAGGAUCUAGGUCAAAGUGGACCCAAACCCAUCCUGCCCUACAGUUCCAUGUUCAUGUUUGGACAGACCAAUCCGGUGAGGCGGUUGUGUCACUACAUUGUGACUCUGCGUUAUUUUGAGAUGUCAAUCCUCGUUGUCAUUACUAUGAGCAGUAUCGCUUUGGCAGCAGAGGACCCUGUCUGGACAAAUGCCCCUCGCAACAAUGUGCUUAAAUAUCUGGACUACGUCUUCACUGGUGUUUUCACUUUUGAAAUGGUGAUCAAGAUGGUGGACCUGGGCCUGCUGCUCCAUCCUGGAUCCUACUUCAGAGACCUGUGGAACAUUCUGGACUUCAUAGUGGUCAGUGGGGCGCUGGUGGCUUUUGCAUAUUCGAGCUUCAUGGGAUCGCAACAAGGUGUGACCAGGGGGAGCAAAGGCAAAGACAUCAGCACCAUCAAGUCACUGAGGGUUCUCCGAGUCCUCAGGCCGCUCAAGACCAUCAAACGACUGCCCAAAUUAAAGGCAGUGUUCGACUGUGUGGUAAACUCUCUGAAGAACGUGCUGAACAUCCUCAUCGUCUACAUGCUCUUCAUGUUCAUCUUUGCUGUUAUUGCAGUUCAGCUCUUCAAAGGGAAAUUCUUCUACUGCACAGACGAGUCCAAGGGGCUAGAGAAGGACUGCAAAGGUCAGUUCUUGGACUAUGACAAAGACGAGGUAGCUGCCAUGCCCAGAGAGUGGAGAAAGUAUGAGUUCCACUAUGACAAUGUGCUGUGGGCCUUCCUGACCCUCUUCACUGUGUCUACUGGGGAGGGUUGGCCAACUGUACUAAAGCACUCUGUCGAUGCCACCUUUGAGGACCAGGGCCCCAGUCCAGGCUACCGGAUAGAAAUGUCCAUCUUUUAUGUGGUCUACUUUGUGGUCUUCCCUUUCUUCUUUGUCAAUAUCUUCGUCGCUCUGAUCAUCAUUACCUUUCAGGAGCAGGGAGACAAGGCCUUGUCUGAGUGCAGCUUGGAAAAGAAUGAGAGGGCAUGCAUUGACUUCGCCAUUAAUGCCAAACCUCUGACGCGCUACAUGCCCGUGAACACGCAGUCCUUCCAGUACAGGAUGUGGAAGUUUGUGGUCUCAGCUCCGUUUGAGUACUCCAUCAUGAUCAUGAUUGCUCUCAACACUGUGGUACUCAUGAUGAAGUUCCAUGGAGCUCCAGACUUCUAUGAAGCCAUGCUGAAGAAUCUCAACAUCGUCUUCACCACUCUCUUCUCUCUGGAGUGUAUCCUCAAAAUCAUCGCUUUCGGUCCACUGAACUACCUAAAGGACGCCUGGAACGUGUUUGACUUUGUGACAGUGUUGGGCAGCAUCACUGACAUCCUGGUGACCGAAAUCAAUACAACGGACAGGCUGCUGAACCUGAGCUUCCUGAGGCUGUUCAGAGCCGCUCGGCUCAUCAAGCUGCUGAGGCAGGGUUACACCAUCCGCAUCCUGCUGUGGACCUUCGUUCAGUCCUUCAAGGCCCUGCCAUAUGUCUGCCUGCUGAUUGCUAUGCUGUUCUUCAUUUAUGCCAUCAUUGGGAUGCAGGUGUUUGGCAACAUUGACCUGAAUGAGGACACAGCAAUCAAUCACCACAACAACUUCCGCACGUUCCUUCAGGCUCUCAUGCUGCUGUUCAGGAGUGCGACUGGUGAGGCCUGGCAGGAAAUCAUGUUAUCAUGUUUGAGUCACCGAGCCUGUGAUGAGCGAUCAGGGACCGAUGGGAAAGAGUGUGGCAGUGAUUUUGCCUACUUCUACUUUGUCUCCUUUAUCUUCCUCUGCUCCUUCCUGAUGCUGAAUCUAUUUGUGGCUGUCAUCAUGGAUAACUUUGAGUACCUAACCAGAGAUUCCUCCAUCCUGGGACCUCAUCACCUCGAUGAGUUCAUCCGGGUUUGGGCCGAGUAUGACCCGGCUGCGUGUGGGCGUAUCAAGUACCGCGAUAUGUAUCAGAUGCUGCUCCACAUGUCCCCACCCUUAGGUUUGGGAAAGAAAUGUCCACCAAGAGUCGCCUACAAGCGUCUCGUCAAGAUGAACAUGCCCAUUGCCGAUGACAACAGCGUCCACUUCACCUCCACCCUGAUGGCCCUGAUUCGCACCGCCCUGAACAUCAAACUGGCCUCAGGUAUGGUAGCUCAGCGCUUGUCUGACGCUGAGCUGAAGAAGGAGUUGUCCACAGUGUGGCCCAACCUCUCAAAAAAGACCAUGAACCUGCUGGUGACGCCACAUAAACCCAAUGAACUGACGGUAGGGAAGGUUUAUGCCGCCCUGAUGAUCUUCGACUACUACAAACAGAACAUAGCGAGGAAGCGGCAGCUGCAGCAGCAACAGAACCCAUCGGGCUCCCAGUGCGAGGUCGGGGCUCUGUUUAAGCCAUUGCUGCCUGUGACUCACAUGCAGGAGAAAGACCUGCCUAUGAUGUCAAACAGUGUGGAGCCUCCCAGCAUACUUCAGCCCCAGCACAAAUCCCAUGCCAAGUCUCAGCCACAGACCAGACCUAGCUCCAACUCCCUCAACAAUGGAGGCACACUGCCUGGUCACGAUCACAACAUCAAGGAAUCAUCUUCCUGGGUGAUGGAGAAACCCAAGGAGGGGCCCCGAGCUAAGAGCAAAAGAAGCAUGUCCAGGGGCCCAUCAGAGGACUCACCAGACACUGCCAUCAUUCAGGAGUCAGUGGAGAUGAGGAAGAUGGAGACCAGUGUCAGCAGUACCAUCCCAGUCCCUGGCACAGGUCUGGAGAACCAGGGCAGAGCUGCCUCUAUGCCUCGACUCAGUGUUGAGCUGCAGUGGGGCCCCUCCCACCACACUCCAGGGAUCCAUCUCGCCUCUGUCCCUGAUGCCAGCCCUAUGAAACGCUCAGCCUCCACUGUGGCCCCACAGCGACCCCAGGAGGUCAACCUGAGGGACUACACCCUGGAGAAACCCAGCCAGGACCGACCUCACCACCAUCACCACCACCAUCGCUGCCACCACCGCCGGGAUCGAGACAAAGACAGAGAAAGAGAGAAAAGGCAGAGGUCUUUGGAUACACCUGUAGGUGGACAACCUCCAGGCUCUGCUGAAGAGCCGGCGUCUGUCCCAGCUGCCUCCAGAGAGCGGACCCAUGACCGCGGACGCUCACACGAGAGGAAACACCACCACUCCACGGUGGACAAGCAGCGCUACUACUCCUGCGACCGCUUCUGCAGCCGGGAACACUGCCACAGCAAAUCUGCCACCGCUAGCUGUGCCGCCUCCCCCAGCGAGGGGCAGGAAACCAGCAACAAGCAGGGCAGUGGUUGGGUUAAAGGCAGCCCAGUGGCAUUGAGUUCCAGUUCUAGCACGCCAAGCCGCGGACGUCGGCAGCUCCCCCAGACCCCCCUCACCCCGCGGCCAGGGGUGGCCUACAAGACUGCCAAUUCCUCCCCUGUGCACUUUGUGUCCAGCCAGGCCUCUGUGAGUCCCAGCCGGCUGAGCCGUGGCUUGUCGGAACACAACGCCCUACGGCACAGCAGCUCCCAACACAUCCCCUGCCCCGUCACUCGUAUCAGCUCCGAGCCCUUCCUGGGCCGGGGCUACGGCGAUGCCCUGGGCAGCCCCUACAGCAGCCUCCGGGACCAGCUGGACGUCUUCCAGGAUGUGGCGUCAUUCUCGCCCAGCCCCCGUACCGGACGCUCAUCUUGGACCGCACUGCCUCGCAUGAUGGGAGCCCUGCCUCCGGCUCCACAGCAGAACCUUGGGGUGCCCAAUGGGUACCACUUCAGCUUUGGGGGCAACACCAGCCCAGGCUCUGGCGUCAGGGCACCCAGGUAUUACCAGGAGGCAGAGGAGGAUGAAUGGUGCUAGCAUGGCUUUAAACCAACCUUUUUAAUGCAUUUUGAGGAACUGUGAUGAGUUUUAUCAUCUUCUUUAAAGGCUUUAGUUUACAUUGUCACUGUGUGUGUUUAAUGCUGUAUUUGAAUCCUAACUGAGUGAGCUAAGGUUGGGGAGAACACUUGAAAUGGGUCAUAUUUGAAUGUGAACAAGAAAUCAUCAUCUUUGUCAAAGGGCACAUAGCAUCAUCAAACUGAGCAGUAGUCAGAUACAUGUAUCUUUCAGUAGCUAUUCCUCGAUUUGCCUUGACUUCAGUGUUUUGUUGACACCACCAUAACCCUCAAACUGCAGUGCGAACACAGCGUACAUUAGAAUGGUAAUACCUCUUGGUUUUAAUGAUGUACAGUAGAUAGACAAGCAGACCUGCUAUGUGUCAUUCGUAACUAAUGUGUGUAUACCAGGGAAAUAAUUUAAGAAAACAAAAGACGCUCUAAUGAGCUUUUGGCAAAACAAAUUUUACAAAAACCAAAAGCAGCAUUCAAGUUUCUUUUCUGACAUUUGGAGGCAGCACAACAAACUGUAAACAAAACACUGUCGUACUAUCACUGAAUCAAAUUGACGAGGCUAAUUUUUUACCCAACUACACCCAGCAGACACGGUCCAACGGUAGCGUUCAUUUGGGCUCAUGCUUCUGAUCAGCAGAGAAUGAAAGUCCAGCGGUGAAGCUCCUUUUAGCUCCACUUUGGUCUCAUAUCUUCUGCUAAAUGCUCCACUGUGUUCACAUGAUUAGAGUCAGAACAGUAAAGGCUGUCAAACCAAAACAAAAGCUGAAAGUAUCUAAAACAUUCAUUCGCCUAGAACCAAUUAAUUGGUGAUAAUUCUCUGUGGGUUUGUGCCACCUUUCACAUUACACAAACAUAUUUAUUUUCAUUGUAAGCUUAACAAGUAUAUCGACUAAUUCAGCUUUAUUGUUAGAUUUGAACUAUUCUUAAAGUUGUACAUGAUCUGAUCUGUUUACCAGGUGAAAUGACCUUCGCAAAGACCUACAUGAUAAACUGAGAACACUGCUCACUGUAGUUUAACGCAGAGAACCAAACAGCAUUGUUGAACUUGCGGCGCAACAGAGCAGCACUCAUACUGGUUAACAGACACGUCAUCAUUACACCCAACAGCACAACAUACUGCAUAACAGAGCAUCGCAUUUUCAAAUUAAACUUUGUUAUCGGUUUUAUCAGUCGCUGAAGUGCGUUUGAGAGUCUCUAUGGCAGGUUCAACAGAAAGUGAUGGCACUGCACGUCAUGGAAUCAUGGUCAGUCCCUCAUGAAAUGUUGGGAUAUAAAUAACCUCAAAGACAUUAUGACAAUGUACAAAUGGCUGUGAUGCUCUUUAGUUUAGGACCGUACCAUUCUAUGAUUAUGCCUAAUCCUUUAUGACAUUCCCUCCGUGUCAGUGGAACAUAUGAAGUGCUGUCACACAGGCAGCGGCGAUUGUUUAUCUGUUUCAUGUUUCUUGCAAACUUGAAGACAGAAGCAAAAGUAACCGACUGAUUUAUUUUCUAUACAAACUUUUCUUGUAGGUGUUCUCUUUUUCUUUGAGCCAUUUGUUUUUGUAUGACAUGAAAAAAACAACAAAGGUGUGUUUUAUGUGAACUGCUUCCGGUUUGCCAUCGUUUCAGGUCUAAUGUUUCUUACAGACUUCUUUGCGAUGUUUUAUGACGAAGUGCCUAUCCUUUUAGAUAUACUGUAGAAAAAGAUGCAAUGUCAACUGUUUUCUAAUGCAUCCGCACUUGAGUAGAUGUUUGGUUCAUUCUGGAUGUAGCUCUGCAGGAAAACAUGUUGUACAGAAAGCCUUAUCUGCGAGGAGAGAGAGAAGAUAACCUACAGUACGCUGAAAAGACAGGAAUC